Molecule: messenger RNA, 1632 nt
Organism: Tribolium castaneum (red flour beetle)
Lineage: Eukaryota; Metazoa; Arthropoda; Insecta; Coleoptera; Tenebrionidae
Product: E3 ubiquitin-protein ligase hyd-like
Exons: 7
Coding region: 155-1588 (477 amino acids)
Biological process (GO): protein polyubiquitination; positive regulation of canonical Wnt signaling pathway
Cellular component (GO): cytoplasm; nucleus
Molecular function (GO): ubiquitin-ubiquitin ligase activity; ubiquitin binding
Source: RefSeq, a predicted model, not a curated record
UGGAAACAAGUUCGCGUCAAACUUCAAGUCAUUGAAGCUAAAACCCGAAAACAUGGCGAAUGUUUCUCGGUUUGGAAUCAAAAUGUGUUGAUAUUUGUGGUAGCUUUUGGAUUAAUUUUACAUUAAUACAUUUGUGAUAAGUGUUUUAAAAGCGAUGUCGUCUCUGCAGUACGUUGUUCAUCCUUUACCGGGGAACGAGGAGCAGUUCAAUGACAGACUGAAAGAAGUAGCUGAUAGAAUCAACCGCCUCGGCCACACCUCGCACCCAGGUCUGUCCAGCCUCCGUUCCGGUAUAAAAAAAAUCUGUCUCGGCCCUUCGUUUAUCGCCCUUCUUCUCGACGAUGGCCGUGUAUGUCGUGUUUCCUACAACGUCCUCUCCGACCGUUUAGACCUCAGCAAAAAUGACUCGACUAAAAAACCUUGGUUGUUGCGUAGUUCCGGUGGCGGUGCUACUGGCGGCUCAAGCGGUGGUGCUGGCGGUGGCAGCGGCAGCAGCAAACCCACCGGAAGCGGAAGACAGAUGCCCAGGACCAGGGCCAGGAUUAUGCGCUCGAAUACGGCCAUCAGAGGUGGAAGCAAUAGCGGCGGUCGUGGUGCUCCGGUUAUCAUAGGAACGAGCAGUUCGAGCAGUGGAAGGCCGAUGGUGACGGUGCCAGCGCCCUACGUCCCAGAAGAGCUGGUUUCGCAAGCUCAGGUGGUGCUUCAGGGGAAGAGCCGGAAUUUGAUAAUACGGGAGUUGCAACGCACAAAUCUUGAUGUUAAUUUAGCCGUUAAUAAUUUAUUGUCGCGCGAUGAUGAAGAAGGAGAGGAAGGAGACGAUGCAGCUGAUUCUUACGUUCCAGAGGAUCUAAUUUCGCUGCUUGACGGAGGGUUUCAUACCGAUCAUUCGGUGAUAAUCGAUGCUGAUGCGAUGUUUUCCGAAGAUAUGUUUGGAUAUUCGGGCAUUAGGAACUUCCUUAAUAGUCGCGGCAGUGGAAGGAGUCGAUUGGCCGACAGAGAUGCACCACCGAGCAAUAGUUCGAAUUCAGAUCGAGACAGAGAGAAUUUUUCGAGGUGGAGAGAUCGUCAGUAUUUCGGACCUAGGAGGUGGCUUGAAACGGCACUAAGGGAAAGUCCGUACGAAAAAGAUUCAGAUCACAAGAAGAAAGACAGCGCGUGUCCACUUUGGAUUUCCGACGACUUGGAAUUUUGGCCCGAUUCUGCACCGAAAUUCGUCCAAAUUGCGAGUCUCUACUCGGAAUUAAUCGCAUUGUCGAGUAACGGACAAUUGUUUCAAUGGCGUUGGAACGACCCCGAACCUUACAGACAUCCAGAGAAUUGUAACAUACAUCACCCCAAGACAGUUCCUUUGGGUCUAAUGGGCGAAAAAAUCGUCCAUCUCUCGGCUUGUUGCACCCGUUGCUCGGUCUCAACCGAAAGCGGCAAAGUCGCCACUUGGUUAGACGAGCUUUUGGCGCCAGCAGCAGCUAAAUUGGAACAUUCAGCUCAGGCCUAUUCCGAGUUUCAAACUGACAAGGUUGCAGCUUUGUACACGUGUCCGUUGUACACGGUUGCGAAGCUUGAAAGUGGUGCUUUGUACUGGUGGUGAGUAUUGAUUCACGUAUAUUAUUGACCCAUUUUGCUAAAAAAAUU